AUGCUGUUCGAGCACAAGUGCCAAACAGUCGCCCUCGUGGGUCUCGGUGGCGUGGGUAAGACUCAGAUCGCGCUUGAUAUCGCCUACUGGGCGAAGAAAGAACAACCGCAGUUUUCGGUAUUUUGGGUACCGGUUUUGAGUCACGCCAGCUUUGAAAAAGCCUUUAGAGACAUUGCUAAGGAGCUCAAUAUCCAUCCAAGAAACAAAGACGAAGAUAUCAAGGAAUCAGUACAAAGUUUUCUGAGCUCAAAGGAAUCCGGUUCCUGGCUCUUGAUCGUGGAUAACGCCGACGACAAAGACCUUAUGCUUGGGUCUUCAGACGACAAGAAAGGCUUGGCUGACUAUUUGCCGCAAAGUGAGAGUGGACUCACACUAUUUACUACUCGCGUCAGGGAUAUAGCUCUGGAAGUUGCGGAAGACAAUCUGAUCGAGUUGCUCGCAAUGAACAAGAGCGACGCCACAAGUCUCUUGGAAAAAUCACUACAUCGCAAGAAACUUCUUGUUGAUGAUACCGCAAUAGGACAGCUCCUGGAAUUUUUGACAUAUCUACCGCUGGCCAUCACGCAAGCCGCAGCUUAUUUGAAUCGGAAUCUGUCAACCUCAAUUGCCUCGUAUCUUAGAUUGCUGCGAAGCACGGAACACAGCGCAGUUGAGUUACUGAGCCGGGAGUUCCGCGACACUUCUCGAUACAAAGAGUCACAGAAUGCAGUCGCAAGAACGUGGCUGGUUUCUUUCGAGCAGAUUCAGAAAUCAGACAGCUACGCUGCGGAAAUCCUAUAUUUUAUCUCGCGUAUUGAGCCGAAAGCCAUUCCGCGAUCAAUUCUACCCCAGGGAGAGUCAGACGAAAAGACAGAAUGGGCAAUUGGCACCCUCUGCUCAUACUCAUUUCUCACUGCACGAAAUGAUGAUGAAGCAUUUGAUAUGCACAGUCUUGUGUAUCUAGCAACACGACUCUGGAUAAAGCGUCAGUUGAUCGAGGAUCAAGUUAUUACAACUGCUGUCUUGCAUCUUGUGAAUGUCUUCCCUUCCACUGACUAUACCGACCGCGAUAUCCGGAGACAGUACAUGCCGCACUCUUUGAGAGUUUUGAAUGAAAGACAACAUGUUGAAACAAAUGAAGAGUCUGAUCUUUGGUUGUAUUGUGGGCAGUGCUACCUGGAAGAAGGGCGAGCAAAAGACGCCAUUUUUUGCUUCGAGAAGUGUUUCAGUUGGCGAAAGAAGCAUUGCUUAGAGGAUGAAAACUCUCUACUUACCUCGCAACACGAACUCGCACGGGCAUACCAUGCAGACGGGCGAGUUAAAGAAGCAAUCAAGCUCUUAGAGAAUGUAGUGGAAAUUGGAGCAAACACACCAAACGAAGAGCACCCAGACCGGCUUACAUCCCAAUACGAACUAGCAAAAGCAUAUCGAUCAGACUGGCGAGUUAAAGAAGCAAUUAAGCUCUUAGAGAAUAUAAUGGAAAUUCAAGCAAACAUACUAAACGAAGAGCACCCACACCGGCUUACAUCCCAACACGAACUUGCAUCUGCAUAUCGAUCAGACGGGCGAGUUAAAGAAGCAAUUAAGCUCUUAGAGAAUAUAGUGGAAAUUCAAGCAAACAUACUAAACGAAGAGCACCCACACCGGCUUACAUCCCAACACGAACUUGCAUCUGCAUAUCGAUCAGACGGGCGAGUUAAAGAAGCAAUUAAGCUCUUAGAGAAUAUAGUGGAUAUUCAAGCAAACAUACUAAACGAAGAGCACCCACACCGGCUUACAUCCCAACACGAACUUGCAUCUGCAUACCUAUUAGAUGGGCGAGUCAAAGAGGCAAUUAAACUACUGGAGAAUGUAGUACAGAUCAAAACGAACGUAUUAGACGAAGAUCACCCAGAGCAGCUUAGAUCACAGCACGAACUUGCACGGGCAUACCAUGCAGACGGGCGAGUUAAAGAGGCAAUUAAACUACUGGAGAAUGUAGUACAGAUCAAAACGAACGUAUUAGACGAAGAUCACCCAGAGCAGCUUAUAUCACAGCACGAACUUGCAUCUGCAUACCGAUCAGAAGGGCGAGUUAAAGAAGCAAUUAAACUCCUAGAACAUGUAGUAGAAAGACGCGAAAUAACACUUAAUAAAACGCACCCAUACCGACUUGGGUCACAACAUCUACUCAGAUUAGUAUAUCUAGAAGACGGGCAAGUAAAGGAAUCAAUCAAGCUACUCCAACAAGUAGUAGAAAUAGAGGCUGAAAUACUUGACGAAGGGCAUCCAGACCGACUUGCAUCGCAAGAGGCCCUCCUCGACGCGUAUGAAGCUUUAAAACUGUUGGAAUCAUAA
Molecule: messenger RNA, 2316 nt
Organism: Colletotrichum truncatum
Lineage: Eukaryota; Fungi; Ascomycota; Sordariomycetes; Glomerellales; Glomerellaceae
Product: phosphorylase superfamily protein
Molecular function (GO): ADP binding; protein binding
Source: RefSeq, a predicted model, not a curated record